GUUAUAACUCGGCCAAAUCUUUUCCUUUCCGCGGCGGACAACCUUAGCCGUGGUCCUCCAAUGACCACGUUCACCCCCUCUCCAAACCCUCUUCCUCAUUCCUAAGAUCUCUAUACUUUCCCCAUAAAUCUCCCAUCACCAACGUUCCUCUUCUUCAUGAACCCAAAUUACUACCGCCAACGAAAUGUUAAAACCCUUCAUCAAAUCACCGUCUUUCCUGAAAAACCAUCUCCAUUUGCUCUUUUUUUCUUCGAAAUCCAACUACUCUGCGAGUGAAUCCCCCUUCUCCAGCUUAAUAUCCAAAGUUAUUGAUGUUCUAUCCGGCGAUCCUCACUGGCCUAGAAACCCUGAGCUCAAUCGUGUAGCCCCUGCGCUCAGACCCCAUCAUGUUUCCAAUAUUAUCAAUACCCACAAGAAUACAGACACUGCACUGCGGUUCUUUUAUUGGAUUUCCAGGAGGCAUUUUUACAAACACGACAUGGACUGUUUUAUGUCAAUGCUAAAUAGGCUCGUGAGGGAUGGAAUCUUUGCUCCUGCUGAUCAUGUUAGGAUUUUGAUGAUCAAAUCUUGUAGAAAUGAGGAAGAGCUUAAAUGGGUAACUGAAUACUUGAAUGGAAUUACUGCUAAUGGUGUUUUCGGCUUUACUUUGUACAGUUUUAAUACUCUUUUGCUUCAGUUGGGCAAGUUCGACUUGGUCACUUUAGCUCACAAUGUUUAUACUCAACUUUUGAGUAGUGGGGUUAAGCCUAGUUUACUGACAUUCAAUACCAUGAUUAAUAUUUUUUGCAAGAAAGGAAAAGUGCAAGAGGCUAUGUUAGUUUUUAGUAAGAUUUUUCAGUUUGACUUGUGCCCUGAUGUGUUUACAUAUACUUCAUUGAUUCUUGGGCAUUGUAGGAAUCGUAAUUUGGAUAAAGCUUUUGAAGUCUUUGAUAGGAUGGUUAAGGAUGGUUGUGAUCCUAAUUCAGUCACAUAUUCAACUUUGAUCAAUGCUUUAUGCAGUGAAGGGAGGAUCGAUGAGGCAAUGGAUAUGCUUGAAGAAAUGACUGAGAAAGGGAUUGAACCAACAGUCUAUACCUAUACUGUGCCAAUUCGUUCUUUGUGUGAUGUUGGGCGUGUGGAUGAGGCCAUUAGUCUUCUGAGAAGUAUGAGGGAGAGGGGUUGUAGCCCAAAUGUGCAAACAUAUACAGCACUUAUUAGUGGGCUGUUUCAAGGAGGGAAAAUGGAAGUAGCAAUAGGGCUAUACCACAGAAUGCUGAAGGAAGGUUUGGUUCCAAACACAGUUACAUAUAAUGCAUUGAUAAAUGAAUUGUGUGCAGAAGGGAGAUUUGGAAUUGCUUUGAAGAUUUUUUAUUGGAUGGAAGGACGAGGUACCUUGGCAAAUGCACAAACAUAUAAUCAAAUUAUAAAGGGGUUGUUCACCAUGGAUGAUAUUGAUAAGGCAAUGAUUGUUUUUAAUAAAAUGCUUAAGGAUGGUCCAUCUCCUAAUGUGGUAACAUAUAAUACGCUUAUUGUUGAAAACCUCAAAAGGGGUUAUCGGAACAAUGCUAUGAGAUUUUUGGAUAUGAUGAAGGAGAGUGGUUGUGAACCUGAUGAGAGGACUUAUUGUGAACUUAUUUCAGGCUUUUGCAAGGGAGGCAAAUUGGACUCUGCCACUACUUUUUUCUGUGAGAUGGUUCAACGUGGCAUAAGCCCAAAUCAAUGGACUUAUACAGCCAUGAUUGAUGGUUAUUGCAAAGAGGGGAAGAUGGAUGUUGCAUUGUCAUUAUUUGAUAGGAUGGAAGAAGAUGGUUGUUCUCCUUCUAUUGAAACUUAUAAUGCCGUUAUAAGUGGGUUGUCUAAAGAUAAUAGAUAUGUGGAAGCUGAGAAAUUUUGUGCUAAGAUGACUCAGCAAGGAUUGCAACCAAACACCAUCACUUACACUUCUUUGAUUGAUGGACUCUGUAGGAAUGGUGGGACCGACUUGGCAUUCAAGAUUUUCCAUGAAAUGGAAAAGAAUAAUUGUCUGCCAAAUGUGCACACAUAUACUUCUCUUAUUUAUGGCUUAUGUCAAGAAGGCAAGGUUGAUUCUGCAGAGAGGUUGCUUCAAGAAAUGGAGAUAAAAAGAUUGGUUCCUGACGAGGUUACAUUUACCUCUCUUAUUGAUGGUUUUGUUUUGCUUGGAAGGCUGGAUCAUGCAUUUGUGCUUCUUCGGCGGAUGGUUGAUAUGGGUUGCAAACCCAACUAUAGAACUUACAAUGUAUUGUUAAAAGGAUUGCAUAAAGAAUGUCAGUUACUCACAGAAAGGGUAAUGGCGCAGAAUGAGACUCUCUAUGGUUGCAGCUCAGAUGAAAAAGUAUCAACUUUUGAAUUGAUCGGUAAUCUCUUGUUAAGGCUCUCAGAGAAUGGAUGUGAACCUACCAUUGAGGUGUACAAUACUCUAGUCAGUGGCUUGUGUAGGGAAGGCAAAUCUUAUGAGGCAAGUCAGUUGGUAGAAGAUAUGAAAGAGAAAGGCUUAUCUCCUAGUAUGGAUAUCUUAUGCUCACUUUUAGUGGCUCAGUGUAAGAAUCUAGAAGUGGACUCUGCUUUGGGAAUAUUCAAUUUACUGGCAGUUAAGGGCAUCAAGCCAUAUCUUUCUAUCUAUAAGGUGCUCAUUUGUGCACUCUGCAGAUCAAGCAGGGUGGAAGAAGCUCAGAGCUUAUUUCAUAGCUUGCUCGAAGAGAAAUGGAAUAGUGAUCUGAUUGUUUGGACAGUUUUAAUUGAUGGGCUACUGCACGAAGGGCAGUCGGAUGUAUGCAUGAAGUUUCUCCAUCUCAUGGAAUCUAGAAACUGUGCUCUCAGUUUGUAUACAUAUCUAAGUUUGGCAAGAGAACUAUCUAAAGUUCGCAAAUCAUCGGAAACAAAUAAAAUCAGCAAAGAGAAUAGGCAGUUGAGCGUCCCUUCAUAAUUGUCAUCACAUACAAAAGUGUGUUGUCUCAAUGAAGAUCUAUUGCUGCAUCUGUAAGAUGCACCCCAGUAACAUACGUAGAAGAUGAAGAAGCUUAUGCUGUGUUGUUGGAAAAUGCUGAUCAUAUCCAGGAAUAGUGAGUGUCGCAGCUGGAAGUAGCAAUGACAUGGAUUGAAGAGUAACUGUGAUUAUUGCAAUCCUAAGCAGGAAAUAGCUGAAUUGCUGGAAUGAUAUAACAUGAUAGACUGAAAGACUUCUUGAGUUCUGAUUGAAUUGUCGUUUACUUGAAAAUGAUUGGAAAAGGUUCCACAUGUUCUACAGCAAAAGCUGCAAGCAUUUUGUGCAGCAAGAGAAUUCUGGUCUGGAAGACCAUGUGAUUCCAAUUAUUGGUUCAUGAAAUGGGAUGCUCAACAGGACCACCACUCAAAAUGAAUGCAACUUUGCAUUGACAUGCCACUGUUCUGUGGAUUUUGACCUUAUUAGAUCUUUUAGUUGAAAGCCAUAAAAGCAGAUGAGGUGAAAUGAUCCUAAUUUGUGUAACCAAAGAUUCAUUUUGGACCAUUCAACUUCAAAAGAUUGCUUGAGGAGUAUCACUAACUCCAAGGCAUGAGAGUUCAAAUUCCAUUGUAAAAGAUUGACGUUAUCUUUAAAUUCUGAGAAAGUGAAUGAUUUUUUCUUUUUUGUAUUUUUUUUCCUGGAAUGUUUUCCUUAACAUUUUACUCGAUGUUAGUGUCAAGCAUACCACUCCAAACUUGAUUUGUCUUAGUGAACCUGUCUUUAUGCUUAGCAAAUGCUAAUCAUUUUCCAUGCAAAUUGAACUUUCAAAUCGAUAACCGUUGGGUCUCACGUCCGUUUGGGCUGAGUUAGGGCUCACGAAAGCAAAUCAGGCCCUGAGCUCGGAACGUCCCUAGACAGGCCUGCUCAGCGAAUUCAGCCUGGGCUCCAACAUGCAUGACAGGCGGGGUCGUCCACGAGUCCAAGCCCGGAAAGAAGGAAGCCGGCACGGUGAUGGGACAUGGGGAGAAACGAGCAGGUUCCGUCCCUUCACAGCCCUAUUCGCAUGCGUACUGAAGAAAAUUAAAUGGCCCAUGCGUAUUGAAGAAAAUUAAAUGGCCGUCUAAUAUAGGUAAGAUGACUGACAAUACUGUACAUAUGGGGGUUCUGCUUGACAGAGAUGGGUGCCACAGAGAGACCGUAAGGCGUCAUUAACAAGUUAGAAGAAAAGAAUAAAAGGGGGAAAAUCUUUAAGCUUAAGGGGACAUAUUGUAAACUUUAUUCUCUAGAUUUUAGAUCAUCACAAAUAAUUUAUUUUUCGGUUGAAAUAAAAAUGUUUCACUAGAAUUCAGUGUAAGUAUUUUUUUUUAUUAAUUAUUUAAAAUGGAAUAAUAUAAUUAAUAAUUGAAAUAAGGUAUGCUUGAAAAACAAUUUAUUUAAAUUAUUUUUUUUCAAAAUGAAUUGUUUUAACCGAAACACUAGAGAAAUUACCAGAAAAGAACAAGUGGAAGAAAGGUAAGCUGUUGGAUGAUCUUCUCAAGAGAAAGGCAGAGUUGAUGGAUCAUACUGGCUGGACUCAUUUGGCUCAAAAGGAAAAGGUGCAAAAUCUAAUAAUUCGUGGAUUUUCUCUCUUAAUCUCAAAGAAGAGGUCUUACAAAAAACAUUAAAAAAAAAAAAAACCUUGUGAUGGAUUUGUCCUUUUGCAUUCACUAACCUUAUUAGACUCCAAUCAAAGGCAAAAAGAAUAGGUACGAGAGAGAGUUGAAAAUAAGAAAAAAAUAAUAACAUCAAUACAAAAUUCACACCAUCUUCUCCCAAGUUCUAAAAUACAACACGACACUGCAUUACCUAACCAUUUAUUCCCUUGAAGCAUCCUUACAAAUGCUACUCUCCAACCUCAUUUGGCUUCUCGUCUUCACCUUCUUCCUCCUUCCAAAAGUCCCUUUGCCUUCACAUCCACCAACCCACCCCUCUAUAUACUACCCUUGGUUCUUUUCGCCUUGGAGUUUGCUACUCGUUAGCUGAUUCUCAUUUAUAUAUCAAAUCACCCCGAAUCAAAUUUAACUAUGUAACUCAAGAUUGCCUAAAAUUAGCUAACCCAUUUCUCCUAUAUUUAUGAAGGACCCCCAACACAGGCCUUGAAGCCAAUAGCCAAACAAUUUUCACACACACAAAAAAGAAAAAGAAAAAAAAAGGGGAAAAUUAUCAGAUGGGUAGGCAAAAUGGUGAUGCAACUGUGGCAAGUUCCUCCAUAGCACUUCUUCAAGAAAGAUUCAGAGAACUGCAGAAAAUAAGGGAGAAGAGACAGGAGAAAGAACUUCUGAAGCUGUUUUCAGAAUCUGAAAGGCCAGGUAUGCAUUUUGAAUCCAGCAGGUUGAGCUUUGAGCAACCUGAGAUGAUCCUUCCAAGUAGGGUACCUGCCCUUCAGGAUUCUCAUCUCUCCCUUAGACUCAAUUCACAGAGCAAUAAUCAUGGAGAUAUUGUGAAGACCUCAACAAGCUUAUGGCCCAAAUCUGGAAGCUCAUCAAGGAAUCUUGAAAGUUCUGAUGUCGAUACCUCUCUUCAUCUCUAAAUAGUAGAGAUAUAUAUCUGGUAAUUUCCUGUAAUUUUGAUUAUAUAUAUGUGUAUGUUAAUAAAUUUUGUCACCUUUUUUUCUAUAUAAAAAUGGAAGAGUAAUGUAAUCCUAAACUAUGUUUUUUUCAUAUUGCCAUGAACAAUUUUAUGGCCAUUUCUCCAUCCUAUGGCAAAUUGUUUGAAACACUUCAAGGCAUGAAAGUUGAUCAAAAUUAAGUAUUGGGGUUUCUGAAAGAUUAAUUUGCAGGCAAGAAUUUAAUACUAAUCAUUAAAAUAGUUAUUUGUGUUUGAUUCAUGAUCAAAA
Molecule: messenger RNA, 5795 nt
Organism: Manihot esculenta (cassava)
Lineage: Eukaryota; Viridiplantae; Streptophyta; Magnoliopsida; Malpighiales; Euphorbiaceae
Product: pentatricopeptide repeat-containing protein At5g65560
Exons: 3
Coding region: 185-2923 (912 amino acids)
Molecular function (GO): protein binding
Source: RefSeq, a predicted model, not a curated record